AUGGGCAAUGGCAUCUCGAGCCCACCGGGCGAGAAGCUCAUCGGGCUGGCCAACUUCGGCAACACGUGCUACUGCAACGCUGUGCUCCAAGGCAAGAAGGGUGAAGCGACGCUGCUCGACUGCCUCGCCGAGCUCUUUGAGAAGAUAUCAACGCAAAAGCGGGCGACGGGCACGGUCACGCCCAAGUCGUUUGUUGCCAAGUUGCAGCACGACAACGAGACCUUUCGCGGCCCUCUGCAUCAGGACGCCCAUGAGUUUCUCAACUAUGUUGUCAACGCUAUGUGCGACUUGGUCCAAGCAGAGACUGCGAACAAGACGCGAACGUGGGUCCACGAUCUAUUUGAGGGCACACUGACGAACGAGACGACGUGCUUGGGCUGCCAUGCCGUCUCGCGCCGAGACGAGACUUUCUUGGAUCUGAGCGUCGAGAUCGAGCCGAAUGCGUCCCUAACGUUUUGCCUGAAGCAGUUUGGUAUGGUCGAGACAUUGUCUGGCGACGACCAGUUCUCUUGCGACGCAUGCCACAGCCGCCAGGACGCAGAAAAGCGGCUGUUCUUGCGAGAGACGCCACCUGUGUUGGCGCUGCACCUCAAGCGAUUCAAAUUCAUAUCCUUUUAUGCUAUCUGGACCAUGUGCUACACUGAAGAGCUCAUCCCGACUUCAUCUCAAUCGUUCGCCAAGCUAUUCCAUCGCGUGCUCUUCCCAGACGAGCUUCAAUUGCCUUCGCGCCUCAUGCUAUCCUCGUCAAAUGAGACCUACGACCUAUUUGGCAUUGUCGUGCACAUCGGAAAUGGGCUCGAUGAAGGCCAUUACGUGAGCUUGAUAUUGUGGAAGACGCAAUGGCUUCUCUUUGACGACGACCACGUUUCAAAAGUCGACGAAGGCAUGCUUGAUGUGUGCUACGGCGACGGCAACGCGGCAACAUCCAGUGCAACGGGAUACCUCCUCUUCUACAAGCGGCGAUAG
Messenger RNA from Saprolegnia parasitica CBS 223.65, 966 nucleotides. RefSeq lists its product as hypothetical. The transcript has 8 exons. The record is from RefSeq and is a predicted model, not a curated record. The coding region runs from base 1 to 966 and encodes 321 amino acids. Gene Ontology annotation, cellular component: nucleus; cytosol. NCBI's taxonomy places the organism in Eukaryota, Oomycota, Saprolegniomycetes, Saprolegniales, Saprolegniaceae. Gene Ontology annotation, molecular function: cysteine-type deubiquitinase activity; cysteine-type endopeptidase activity. Gene Ontology annotation, biological process: protein deubiquitination.